CCAACUUUUCUAUAUGAUGUUUCUAUAUUGUCAGUUGAAAGUACUUUGUCAUCAGUAUUAGUGAAUCUACUGCUAAAAAGUUUUGUAUUUUCAGCAGAUUCUCUUGCACUCAUCUGGCCUCUCUGAUUGGCUGCUCGUCUGACAGCUCUAUUGUUCAUCUCCGAUCUCCAUCCAGCUCCUGUGCACCCACAAAAAAUAACAGCCAAUAGCUCAUGGAAAUCUGCCUGCCUUGGCAUAAUUGAGCUUCACACUAAUCAGUCUGAUAAAAUUUUUGGGGAAAAAAGAGUGUGUCUGUAGGUGCAAGAUGUACAGCUUUAUGGGAGGUGGACUGUUUUGUGCAGGAUUGGGAAAUAUACUCCUGGUGAUCUCCACUGCCACCGAUUACUGGAUGCAGUACCGCCAGUCCAGCAGUUACAUGCAUCAGGGCCUGUGGCGCUACUGUGUACCUGGAAAAUGCAUGACAUACACAGACAGCAUCGCAUAUUGGGAUGCCACCCGGGCCUUCAUGAUCCUGGCCAUCUUAGCUUGUUCCUUUGGCAUCAUCAUCGGUGUCAUGGCUUUCAUCAAUUACUCCUCCUUUAACGCUUUUGACAAAACCUUUUCUGCAGGAAUUCUCUAUUUCAUUUCAUGCUUCUUUGUGCUGCUGGCUAUGGCUGUCUACACUGGGAUGACAGUCAACUACUAUGGAAAACGUUAUGGGAACUGGCGCUUCUCGUGGUCGUACAUAAUGGGUUGGGUUUCUGUGGUGCUCAUGUUCUUUUCAGGGAUCUUCUAUAUGUGUGCUUACCGGAUGUAUGAACCAAGAGGUCCCAUGUCACGCUGAUGCUUCUCAUCUCAGAUCUGCUAUUUGAUCCAUUCAUGUGAACUAUCAUGUCAUGCCUGAUCCCUUUAUUUUUGACCUCAGUUCAUUUUAAAAUCACAUAACACAAACUAAUAAAUGACUUAAACAACA
Messenger RNA from Cyprinus carpio (common carp), 952 nucleotides. Its product is annotated as lens intrinsic membrane protein 2.3. The record is from RefSeq and is a predicted model, not a curated record. Gene Ontology annotation, cellular component: plasma membrane. Gene Ontology annotation, molecular function: structural constituent of eye lens. Lineage: Eukaryota; Metazoa; Chordata; Actinopteri; Cypriniformes; Cyprinidae.